Chroicocephalus ridibundus (black-headed gull) is the source of this 1561-nucleotide messenger RNA. RefSeq names its product LHFPL tetraspan subfamily member 2 (gene LHFPL2). The transcript has 5 exons. Bases 732 to 1418 code for a protein of 228 amino acids. Gene Ontology annotation, cellular component: membrane. The record is from RefSeq and is a predicted model, not a curated record. Lineage: Eukaryota; Metazoa; Chordata; Aves; Charadriiformes; Laridae.
UGGGGGCGGCCGGGUCGGGCGCUCGCCGGGAUCCCAUUCCUCCUUCCUCGGUGCAUGGUCGCGGCGGGAGCGGGGGAGGGCGAGCCCGGCGGGGCGCGGGCCGGAGGCGGCGGGAGCGGAGCCCCAGCGCGGAGGAGCCGCCACUGCCCGGCGGAGGUAUUGCCAGACGUCUGAAGUGGUUGACCAAGACCUAAGGACUUGGAACAGUGCUGCUAUGGAUCUCAAAAACGAAGGGGAAGAACGACCAACAGGAUGGGCAGGCUGAGCUUCUGUAGUUGCUCCAACCUGAGAACACUCAUGUGAUGAGUUUUGGAAAAGAUCAGGUUAGCCAGCAGCUAACAGAGCUAACAGAGCUUUUCUUUGGAGGAAAAGGUGUGUGAUGUCAAACAGUGGGCAGUCCUUGCGGCCUCCCCCGCCAGCCUGCAGUGUCAUGUGCCAGUAUGAAUAUUAAGAAAGAAAAGCGUACUUCAGAGUUCAGCAUCCCAGAAGGAAAAAAGGAGGAACUAAACGGAGAGAACAAAUGACUGCACUGCUUGCAAAACUUGGGGCCGUUCACUUUUUCUCCUGAGAAAUUUCAUCUUGGCCUUUGUGAGAGAGCUGAAAGAGAAGGCAGAGCAGCCGCAGUGAUUUUCCUAAGGUCCUUUUUUUUUCUUUCUUAAUUUAAUUUUUUCCUCCUCACGCCUGGAUUUUAAGACUGCCAGCUGCACUGAUCACAAGCACUGGACAUCAAUAUGUGUCAUGUCAUUGUAACGUGUCGGUCGAUGCUAUGGACUCUCCUGAGUAUUGUGGUGGCUUUCGCAGAGCUCAUCGCUUUCAUGAGCGCAGACUGGCUGAUUGGCAAAGCAAAGCCGUCAAGCUCUGAGGAUGUGGACAACAGAACAGGGGGGUCGCAGGAGCCUUACCAUCCGACGCUGGGCAUCUACGGGCGCUGCACCAGAAUCUCUCACAUGCAGCUUUCUAGACGAGACACGCUUUGUGGUCCUUACGCCGAAAACUUCAAUGAGAUUGCCAGUGGGUUCUGGCAGGCAACCGCUAUUUUCCUAGCUGUGGGAAUCAUGAUUCUCUGUGCCGUGGCGUUUGUGUCUGUCUUUACUAUGUGUGUGCAGAGUAUUAUGAAGAAAAGCAUUUUUAAUGUCUGCGGGCUGCUACAAGGGAUUGCAGGCCUCUUCCUUAUUUUAGGCUUGAUACUUUACCCUGCAGGUUGGGGAUGCCAGAAAGCAAUAAGCUAUUGUGGACCUUACGCUUCUGCUUACAAACUAGGAGACUGCUCCUUGGGCUGGGCCUUCUACACAGCUAUUGGUGGCACUAUUCUGACGUUCAUCUGUGCGGUCUUCUCGGCGCAAGCUGAAAUAGCCACAUCCAGUGACAAAGUGCAGGAAGAAAUAGAAGAAGGAAAAAACCUUAUCUGCCUCCUUUAACUCCAGUGGGGAAAAACACCAGUGCCUGGAUCUUGAUCUGCUUUCCAUUGACUGGACAGGCAGAUCUGCUUACCUGUUGCUACCAUUUGUGUGACUGAGCCCCAUGCAUUCCAGCCCCGAACUACUGAAAUGGUCUUUCUUCC